Dipodomys ordii (Ord's kangaroo rat) is the source of this 3042-nucleotide messenger RNA. RefSeq names its product inhibitor of kappa light polypeptide gene enhancer in B-cells, kinase epsilon (gene Ikbke). The record is from RefSeq and is a predicted model, not a curated record. The transcript is spliced from 24 exons. Gene Ontology annotation, cellular component: cytoplasm. The coding region runs from base 360 to 2516 and encodes 718 amino acids. Gene Ontology annotation, biological process: peptidyl-serine phosphorylation. NCBI's taxonomy places the organism in Eukaryota, Metazoa, Chordata, Mammalia, Rodentia, Heteromyidae. Gene Ontology annotation, molecular function: protein serine/threonine kinase activity; ATP binding.
AGGAAGGCAGGGGGGGAAAAAACCCUCUGAUCCAGAUCCCAGGUGGCAACUAGCCCUGCCUGUGAGUCCCAGGGGGCCUGGCCGCCAGGAUGCUCUGGGCACUGCCUAUGAAUAACUCGGAGGUCUGAAAGCUUUGGAGCUCAGCUCCUGGACUUGCCCAAGACAGAAAGCAUAGCUUACGCUCACCAGGAAGAGUCUCUGCCUGACUUCAGUGGAGCUUGGGCAUUGCCCUUGUCUGGUGGCUGUCUGGUGAGGAGCAGCAUCUAGUUGCCUGGAAGCCAAAACCCCAGAGACCCAGUGGCUGGAAGAGGGGAAUGGAGAAAGGAGGUGGAAGGUGAGCAGCCAGCCUAGGGCAAGAGAUGCAGAGUACAGCCAAUUACCUGUGGCACACGGAUGACCUGCUGGGGCAGGGCGCCACCGCCAGCGUGUACAAGGCCCGCAGCAAGAAAUCUGGGGAGCUGGUUGCUGUGAAGGUCUUCAACUCUGCCAGCUACCUGCGGCCCCGUGAGGUGCAGGUGAGGGAGUUUGAGGUGCUGCGGAAGCUGAACCAUCCCAACAUCGUCAAGCUCUUCGCCGUGGAGGAGACGGGGGGCAGCCCGCAGAAGGUGCUGGUGAUGGAGUACUGCUCCAGUGGGAGCCUGCUCAACGUGCUGGAAAGCCCUGAGAACGCUUUUGGGCUGCCGGAGGACGAGUUCCUGGUGGUGCUGCGCUGCGUGGUGGCAGGCAUGAACCACCUGCGGGAGAACGGCGUGGUGCACCGGGACAUCAAGCCGGGGAACAUCAUGCGUCUGGUGGGCGACGCAGGCCAGAGCAUCUACAAGCUGACGGACUUCGGGGCUGCCCGGGAGCUAGACGAUGAUGAGAAGUUCGUCUCUGUGUACGGGACGGAGGAGUACCUGCACCCUGACAUGUACGAGCGAGCCGUGCUUCGCAAGCCCCAGCAGAAGGCCUUCGGGGUGACUGUGGAUCUCUGGAGCAUCGGGGUGACCCUGUACCACGCCGCCACCGGCAGCCUGCCCUUCGUACCCUUUGGCGGGCCACGACGAAACAAGGAGAUAAUGUACCGGAUCACCACGGAGAAGCCAGCAGGGGCCAUCGCAGGGACUCAGAAGCGGGAAAACGGGCCCCUGGAGUGGAGCUACAGCCUCCCCAUCACCUGCCGGCUGUCCCUGGGCCUGCAGAGCCAGCUGGUGCCCAUCCUGGCCAACAUCCUGGAGGUGGAGCAGGCCACGUGCUGGGGCUUCGACCAGUUCUUCGCGGAAACCAGUGACAUCCUGCAGCGAGAGGUGGUGCACGUCUUUUCCCUGUGCCAGGCGGUCCUGCACCGCGUCUACAUCCAUGCCCACAACACGAUAGCCAUCUUUCUGGAGGCCGUGUAUGAGCAGACGAGCGUGCCCCCCCAGCAUCAGGAGUACCUCUUCGAGGGUCACCCCUGUGUCCUUGAGCCCAGCCUCUCCGCACAGCACAUCGCCCACACAACUGCCAGCAGCCCCCUAACCUUGUUCUGCAUGGCCAGUGAGACCCCCAAAGGGCUGGCCUUCAGAGACCCUGCUCUGGACAUCCCGAAGUUCGUCCCCAAAGUGGAUCUGCAGGCCGAUUACAACACAGCUAAGGGGGUGCUGGGUGCUGGGUACCAGGCCCUGUGGCUGGCGAGGAUCCUGCAGAACGGACAGGAGUUAAUGCUUCGGGGGCUGCACUGGGUUGUGGAGGUGCUGCAGACCACGUCCCGGCGGACGCUGGAGGUCACCAGGACAGCCCUCCUCUUCCUCAGCAGCAGCCUGGGCACUGAGAGGUUCAGCAGCACAGCUGAUAUGCCUGAGAUACAGGAACUGAAGGCGGCAGCCGAGCUAAGGGCCAGGCUGCGGACUUUGGCUGAGGUCCUCUCCAGAUGUUGCCAAAAUAUCUCAGAGACCCAGAUGAGCCUGAACAACCUGCGGCGGGAACUGGUGAAGAGCCGGGAUCAGGUACAUGGAGACAGAAGCAUCCAGCAGAUUCAGUGUUGUCUGGACAAGAUGUACCUUGUCUACAAACAGUUCAAGAAAUCCAGGAUGAGGCCAGGCCUGGGCUACAACGAGGAACAGAUCCACAAGCUGGAUAAGGUGAACUUCAGUCAUUUGGCCAAGAGGCUCCUGCAGGUGUUCCAGGAGGACUGUGUGCAGACGUAUCAGGCGUCCCUGGUCACACACGGCAAGUGGAUGAGGGAGGUGCAUAAGACCAGGAACCACCUGCGUCUGCUGGGCUGUUCUGUGGCCGCCUGUAAUACAGAAGCCCAGGGAGCCCAGGAGAACCUGAGCAAGAUACUUGACCAGCUGUCUUACCAGCUCCUUCAGGACACAGCAAAGGGGGCUCAGGCCUCACCACCCCCCAUGGUCCCUCCUCCCAGCCCUGCUCCAGAGGACCUGAUUCUCCACAUGCAGGAGCUCCGUGAGGAGAUGAAGCUGCUGGCCUUUGACCUCCAGGACAACAACCGCAUCAUUGAACGGUUAAGUAGAGACGCAUCAGCACCCGAUGUCUGAGCCCUGUGGGGCACACAAGGCAUCCAGGAGCAUUAGAGUCAUUCGUUCACAUUGCUCUCCUGCACUGAAGGACCCAACCCAGGGUGAUUAGGUGCCAUCUCAUCAGCCUACCUCCGUCCUGGUCACCAUCCAGGAAAUGUUCCCAGCAUUACUUGCCAUUGCCUGUCCUCCUGGGAAGCAACACGGCUGGACAGGGGUCUCUGGGCAUCUCUGUUGGACCCCACAGGAGGCAGCCUAGCAGCCACUGCUUUGUCUGGCCUGCCUAUCUUAUCCAGGCCUGCAGGGAUGAACUAACUGGUUUGUGGGGAGAAGGGGCUCCAACAGGCUUGCUGUCCCACGCCCUCUGCCCUUCCCAGGGACAAGGAGAAGCCUUCUGGGGCCUCCCUGGGGUGCUGGGUCAUGCCAGUUCAUCUCAAUCUUCCUCUCUCUUAAAAGUUUCAUAUUGCACCAGGCACCAGGCGCCUGUAAUCCUAGCUACUCAGGAGGCUGAGAUAUGAGGAUCGUGGUUCAAAGCCAGCCCAGGCAG